AUGAGCGAUGAGGCCGUCUACCUGCUGCAUGGAGGCAGCGACGUCAGUCGCCAUCCUGAAACCUGUCAAGCAAUAGACGAAAAAACGGCAAACAAGAACGACGACAUUCAGAAGUUGGAAGGAGUCAGAGACGCAGAGAAAGAUAGAGUAGCAAAGAAGCAGAGAUCGAAAAGAAUGAGAUUGAAGCAAAGGAAUGACGUAGCAUUGAAUCAGGACAAUCAAUUGUAUAGGAAAUUGGAAAUCAUUAAAAAUUCAAAUCUACCGACAGCAAAGGAAACGGGAGUAAUUUUCAUCGAAUUCGAUGACUUCUGUGAAUUAAUUUGA
Haemonchus placei is the source of this 324-nucleotide messenger RNA. The record is from the annotation of a GenBank genome assembly. NCBI's taxonomy places the organism in Eukaryota, Metazoa, Nematoda, Chromadorea, Rhabditida, Trichostrongylidae.